AUGUUGGCCUUGUUUGUUGCUGUGGCCGCGGUCCUCGGCACAUCGCUUGUACUGGUUGCGUUGUGGGCAGUGCAGCGCGUCCCGAGGUGGGAGUGGGAGUCCUCAACCGUACUCAUCACCGGCGGCAGCGUUGGCAUUGGCCUUGCCACUGCCAAGAGCCUCGCGCGCAAAAAAGUGUCAUUCCUCGUCCUCGCAGCGCGUCGCGAGUCUGUUCUGCGAGAGGCAGUACAGCAGGUGGAGAAAGUCAUCGACGAAUGCCGCAGCUGCACACGUGUGUCAUACGUAGUAAUGGAUGUCGCGGACGAAGCCUCGGUCGCCACCGGCCUUGCCCGUGCCAAAGCGCAGUGCGACGGGCGCCCCAUUAACCUUCUCAUCUGCAACGCCGGUUUUGCGCAUCCAGCUCGUUUCGUGGACAGCGCGAUGACGCACGCUCGGCAGAUGAUGGAGGUGAACUACUUUGGAUGUCUGGCAGUGCUGUGGAGAGUGCUGCCGGAGAUGCUGGAGAUGAAUCAGGGCCGCGUUGUGCUGACGAGUAGCAUGGUGGCCCGGGCACCGAUUGCAGGAUACGCCUUGUACAGUGCCACCAAGGCUGGGCUGCGCGCCUUUGCCCACAGUCUAGACAUGGAGAACAGUUGCCUCGGCGUGCGCGUGCAGGUUGCAAGCCCGCCGGACGUGGCGACACCCGGGUACGCGCUCGAAAACGAGGUCAAGAGCCCCGAGUGCGCCGCCAUCUCGUCGUUCGGGGGUGCAAAGCCAUUCACGGCGGAGGCAAUGGCGCAGGCUAUCGUCGAUGGCAUCACGGACUACUUGUUUGACAUCACGCUUGGGUCGGAUGGCAGGCUGCUCAGCUACGGCUCUGCCGGCAUGGAACCGGCGACGAGUGUGGCAGCGCUGCUGGCGCAGUCUGUGCUCGGCGGCGUGCUGCGACUCGGGCUCGCGGUGUUUUCUAAGAUACACUACAGCAUUGUGAAGAAGGUGCGCCUGUCGGAGGCGUCGUCAGCACCGUCGCCGCGCUGA
This is a messenger RNA of Leishmania mexicana MHOM/GT/2001/U1103, 1017 nucleotides long. RefSeq names its product putative short chain dehydrogenase. The record is from RefSeq and is a predicted model, not a curated record. NCBI's taxonomy places the organism in Eukaryota, Euglenozoa, Kinetoplastea, Trypanosomatida, Trypanosomatidae. Bases 1 to 1017 code for a protein of 338 amino acids. Gene Ontology annotation, molecular function: 3-dehydrosphinganine reductase activity. Gene Ontology annotation, biological process: sphingolipid biosynthetic process. The transcript has a single exon. Gene Ontology annotation, cellular component: endoplasmic reticulum membrane.